Molecule: messenger RNA, 967 nt
Organism: Arabidopsis thaliana (thale cress)
Lineage: Eukaryota; Viridiplantae; Streptophyta; Magnoliopsida; Brassicales; Brassicaceae
Product: Dof-type zinc finger DNA-binding family protein
Exons: 1
Coding region: 96-725 (209 amino acids)
Biological process (GO): regulation of DNA-templated transcription
Cellular component (GO): nucleus
Molecular function (GO): DNA binding; DNA-binding transcription factor activity
Source: RefSeq, marked reviewed
UCACCACUCUCACAACAUCCCCUUCUCUUUCGCUUUCUCUCUUCUCUCUUCUCUCCAUUAACUUCUCUCUCGUUUUCUCAUACUCUCAACUUAAUAUGCCGUCGGAACCAAACCAAACCCGACCCACCAGAGUUCAGCCCUCAACGGCGGCUUACCCACCGCCAAAUCUGGCUGAGCCUCUUCCUUGUCCUCGCUGCAACUCCACCACCACCAAGUUCUGUUACUACAACAACUAUAACCUCGCUCAGCCUCGCUACUACUGCAAAUCUUGCCGCCGUUACUGGACUCAAGGUGGUACACUCCGUGACGUCCCCGUCGGUGGUGGAACUCGUCGAAGCUCCUCAAAACGUCACCGUUCUUUCUCCACCACUGCCACCUCCUCUUCCUCCUCUUCUUCCGUCAUCACCACCACGACACAAGAACCAGCCACGACUGAAGCGAGUCAAACUAAGGUUACUAAUUUAAUUUCAGGUCAUGGAAGCUUUGCUUCUCUGUUAGGUUUAGGAAGUGGAAAUGGUGGGUUGGAUUACGGGUUUGGGUACGGGUACGGGCUUGAGGAGAUGAGUAUUGGGUAUCUUGGAGAUUCUUCCGUAGGAGAGAUUCCGGUGGUUGAUGGUUGUGGUGGUGACACGUGGCAGAUUGGGGAGAUUGAAGGUAAAAGUGGAGGAGACAGUUUGAUAUGGCCUGGUCUUGAGAUCUCAAUGCAAACCAACGAUGUUAAGUGAAAAUGAAACCGUUUCUGAUUUCUUGCCUUUGUCUUCUUUUGUUGGUGUCUUUUUGGAAAUUUCUGUUUGUUUUCUUUUUUUUCCUAGAAAGAAGAGCAAAAGAAACCAAAUUGAAGCAAAAAUGUUUUUAUUUAUUUUAGUUUUUGAGGUCCAACAAUUCUGGUGUAUAAAUCCUCUGUUUAUGUGACGAACAUAUUGGAAUGGAUUUACAAGUAAAAAGUAAAAACGUUUCUUUCUUUUUA